ACGGAGGCUGUGGCUCCCCCCCCAGCCGCUCGCACCGGGCGCCGGCACCGCGGUUCCGCCGGGAGGGUGAAGCGAGGGCUCCUGGAGGAUCCAGGUGAAUGAGUGGACAGCUGGCUACAGAGGAGAGACAGAUUGUUUGAUCACCUUUUCCAAGCAAGCAUUCCCAUUACACCGUGCACAUGAAAGGGAUUUGGUGCUGUCUGAGAUGGAUGAGAAGUGAAUAAGCUGAGAGCAGUGUAGGUCAUCACCUGUCAAGUGACUCUCAGAAGCAUUAAUGAGCAGCAGCCCAAGCCCAGUGCUGGUGAAAAAGGGAUUUGGCAAUAGGAGCUGUCUGUUCGAGUCAGAGGAGAGAAGCAAAGAAGCCACUAACACAGCGCCCUGACUUUCACUGUUCAUCAGGAGGGAAACCUGCAUGACAGAGGAACAGCAGAGCAUCAGCCACACAGCAGCGAUGAGCCUGGCGCUGGUACGAGUCUCUUCUGGCUCGUUCUCCACAAUGGCUGGUGCCCCUGCACAUUCAUUGGACGAUGAUAAUGCAGGAUGUCGAGAGCAGCGGUAGAGUUUGCCUUGAUCCCAUCGUGCUUUUCCUCUGCUGGUGGAGUCUUUGAGUCGCCAUGAGAAUGCUGUGACACUUCCAGCAGGUUACCUGCAGACCACGGGUGGGCAGAGCGUGGGCAAGGUCAAGUCCAACCGAGGAGCCAUCGUCACAACAAGAUGAAAUUCCCGUUCUAUUGGCUUCUCAUUAAGCAGGCACAGUAACGUUUCUUUGUAGAGACUUGCUAUACAAACUCUUUUGGUUAUGGCUACUGAUCCAACGUGACUGGGCAUGCGGUGACUGCUGAACUCAUGACUGGAUAUACGAUGUUGCGGAAUGGGGGAGUGGGGAACGGAGGCCAGCCGUGGUUGUUGAGGUGGUCCAGUCGGAUCCGGCUUACCUGGCUGAGUUUUAUCCUCUUUGUCAUCCUAGUCUUUUUUCCCCUUAUCGGGCACUACUACCUGACGACCAUCGAUGACGCAGAUGAUGCCGGCAAGCGCAUCUUUGGCCCUCGGACUGGCAAUGAGCUGUGCGAGGUGAAGCACGUGCAGGACCUGUGCCGCAUCCGCGAGUCGGUCAGCGAGGAGCUGCUGCAGCUGGAGGCCAAGCGGCAAGAGCUCAACAGUGAGAUUGCCAAGCUCAACUUGAAGAUUGAGGCUUGCAAAAAGAGCAUCGAGAAUGCCAAGCAGGACCUGCUGCAGCUGAAGAACGUCAUCAGCCAGACUGAGCAUUCCUACAAAGAACUGAUGGCUCAGAACCAGCCAAAGCUCUCCUUGCCAAUCCGGCUGCUGCCAGACAAAGACGAUGCGACCUUUCCCCUGCCAAAAUCCAAUCGGAACUGCAGGCUGCACAAUUGUUUUGACUACUCGCGAUGCCCGCUGACAUCUGGCUUUCCAGUCUAUGUCUACAACAGUGACGAUUACCCUUUUGGUAGUUCCUUAGACCCUUUAAUUAAACAAGCCUUUGAGGCGACUGUCAGAACUAAUGUUUAUGUUACUGAGAAUGCAAAUAUUGCUUGUGUGUAUAUAAUUUUAGUGGGGGAAAUGCAAGAGCCCGUAAUGCCAAAACCUGCUGAACUAGAGCAACAGUUGCACUCUUUGCCAUAUUGGAGGACUGAUGGACAUAACCAUCUCAUCAUCAAUUUGUCCAGGAAAUCAGAAACUCAGAACUUUCUUUACAACAUCAGCACAGGGCGUGCCAUGCUUGCCCAGUCUACGUUUUAUGAUGUGCAGUAUCGACCGGGCUUUGAUAUUGUGGUGUCACCUCUGGUCCAUGCUAUGUCUGAACCUAACUUCCUGGAGAUCCCACCCCAGGUGCCAGUCAAGCGUAAAUACCUGUUUAGUUUCCAGGGGGAGAAGAUCGAGUCUCUCAGAUCUAGCUUGCAAGAAGUUCGCUCUUUCGAAGAGGAGAUAGAAGGCAACGCCCCGGCUGACUACGAUGAUCGCAUUAUCACCACCUUGAAGGCUGUUCAGGACAGCAAGCUGGACUUUGUUUUGGUGGAGUUCACGUGUAAGAACCAGCCUAAGGCGAGUCUGCCCACUGAGUGGGCUCUGUGUGGAGAAAGGGACGACAGACUAGAGCUACUGAAGCUAUCUACUUUUGCACUGAUAAUCACCCCCGGGGACACCCGGUUAGUGAUCUCCGCUGGGUGUGCCAUGAGACUGUUUGAGGCUCUGGAAGUCGGAGCCAUCCCGGUGGUUCUUGGAGAGCAAGUCCAGCUACCCUACAACGACGUGAUCCGGUGGAACGAGGCAGCCUUAAUCAUACCAAAGCCACGUAUCACAGAAGUGCACUUUCUUCUGAGAAGCAUUUCUGACAACGAUCUGCUUGCCAUGAGGAGGCAGGGCCGCUUCUUGUGGGAGACUUACUUCUCCACCUCUGAUAACGUGUUCAGCACAGUCUUGGCUAUCAUAAGGACUCGAAUCCAAAUCCCGGCUGCUCCUAUCCGAGAAGAAACUGCAGUGGAGAUUCCCCACCGAUCUGGCAAAGCUGCUGGUACAGACCCCAACAUGGCAGACAACGGUGACCUGGACUUAGGGCCUGUGGAAACAGAACCACCCUAUGCAUCUCCCAAAUAUCUCCGCAACUUCACCCUCACUGCAAUGGACAUCUACAGGAGUUGGAAUUCCGCUCCGGGGCCUUUUCACCUCUUUCCCUAUACUCCCUUUGACCCUGUUUUGCCAUCGGAAGCAAAGUUUUUAGGGUCUGGGACUGGAUUUCGACCAAUAGGUGGAGGAGCAGGCGGCUCUGGGAAGGAGUUCCAGGCUGCUUUGGGUGGCAACGUCCCCCGGGAGCAGUUCACAGUGGUGAUGCUAACUUACGAGCGGGAGGAAGUUUUGAUGAACUCCCUAGAAAGGCUCAAUGGUCUCCCGUACUUAAAUAAAGUUGUGGUAGUGUGGAACUCUCCCAAGCUUCCCUCUGAGGAUCUCUUGUGGCCAGACAUUGGUGUUCCAAUCAUGGUUGUCCGCACAGAGAAGAACAGCCUGAACAACCGCUUCCUGCCGUGGGAUGAGAUCGAGACAGAAGCCAUCCUGUCCAUCGACGACGACGCUCACCUUCGCCACGACGAGAUCAUGUUUGGGUUCCGGGUCUGGAGGGAGGCGAGGGACCGCAUCGUUGGCUUCCCGGGGCGCUACCACGCGUGGGACAUCCCCCAUCAGUCCUGGCUCUACAACUCCAACUACUCUUGUGAGCUCUCGAUGGUGCUCACUGGUGCUGCCUUCUUCCAUAAGUACUACGCCUACCUGUACUCCUACGUGAUGCCGCAGGCCAUCCGCGACAUGGUGGAUGAGUACAUCAACUGCGAGGACAUCGCCAUGAACUUCCUGGUGUCACACCUCACAAGGAAACCUCCCAUCAAGGUGACCUCCCGCUGGACUUUCCGCUGCCCUGGCUGCCCCCAGGCGCUUUCACACGAUGACUCUCACUUCCACGAGCGGCACAAGUGCAUCAAUUUCUUUGUCAAGGUGUACGGGUACAUGCCUCUGCUCUACACCCAGUUCCGCGUGGACUCGGUCCUCUUCAAGACCCGCCUGCCCCAUGACAAGACAAAAUGCUUCAAAUUCAUCUGAAAGCAGGAGGGAGCAGGGCACCCCGGCUUCCGAACUCCAUCUGGAGGUGGGGGGGCUGAGGGGGGCUCUUCAGCUGGGCUUCGAUGCUUGACGCCUCCUGCCACAGACUCCGGUCUCCUCCCACGGAGCACGAGGGACGUCGGGGACCUGGCGGUUCUGUCAGGAUGCUCCCUGCGAUCGUACACUGAGGAAUGGUGCGCUGGCUAGUGGAUCUGCCCCUUUCCUGGCCGAGGGCGACCAUUCUUUUUAAUUAUAAUUAUUGUUAUUUAAAAUGAAAGUGUUUUAGAUUUGCCGCGUGAGGCUUUUUUUUUUUCCCUACCCACCCCGUUUUCCCCUGUUGACCCACCACAGCGAGGCCAGCUUGGAGGAGCUGGGCUGCAGAGGUUUCUCCCAGCAUCGAGGCAGCUCUGCUGACCGUGCUGGCCCCAUCCCUUCCCUGCCCCUCUCACACACCGUCGGCCUCACAGCCGCAACUGAGGGCUCCAGCUUUCGUCCAUCUGGGAGCACUUUGCUGCUGGGCUGACCACGCAGGGCCCACCCAAGAGGGGUGAGUGAGGAAGAAGUUGGUCCCAGUGGGUCUUUGCCCAGCUCCCAGCAGCAGGCCCUGUGCCGCAGUCACUGUGGUCUUAUUCCUGGUGCCCUGUGCUGCAGCCAUGGGGAAACCAAGCUGCCCCGUGUGCUCCUAGCUGGCCUGCUGGUGUUGCUGGGAUGGAAGGUGAGGUAUUGGUCCUUUCGAGAUCAUGUAAUGCUUCAGAGGGUGGGGAAAAGAGAUGGGUGUCCUCCUUUGUGCCAGCCAAGCAGCGCCAAAACGAAGCGCCAGCGAUUGCUGGGAUCCCACACUGCCUCGUCCCCAUCGCAAAGCCACGCGCGUGCCCAGGGUGGAUUUACCUGCCUUAAACCCUCGUCCUGCCUGCACACAUGUGUGGCUCUGGGCUGCAUUUGAAGGCUAAUCCCACAAAGACCUUCCAUUCAAGUGGGCUGGGGGACGUAACUGCGAUGGUGGUCAUGGAGCCGGGUUUGGAGCUGGUUCCUCCCCUACCCAGCAGGUGCCGUCAGCUCGACGCACUGCUCUGCUUGGCCGUGGUCCCAUGGGAGGAGGAAGGACAUGGCUGCUCUCCUGCAUGUACCUUCAGCAGCACCACAGAGCACAGGGAAACGAGGAGUGACGUCUGGUUCUCCCUUUGUGUACUGUUUCUCUUUUUAGUUUUAACAUCAGGCGCUGGAAACAGAGUGUGAAGGUUCAGUCUCUUUAAAUAGAGGAGCAUUAAAUGGAGCAUGGGUGGCAGCCAGGGUGGGGGCAGCUGUGGAUUGCACUUUAUAUAAAUAGAGAUACACACUUCCCAUCAGCUUAUUUUCAGAAGUCUUAGGGGGAAAUGUCCUUAUUUUGGUGAGACUGUAAUACAGGGAGCUCGGAAGAUGCGGAUGUACCAUGAAGUGUUUGUGUUGCCAUUUGCAUUGCAAGGUCUGGUAGCUGAGCCUCUGUGCAUGGCAGCUGUCAGACACCCACCUCCUGUACCCCAAAACCUAAACCCGCGUCGGCCCUCAGCCCCAAGGCUGGGUGGGCUCUUCCUUUCCAUCAUGGCUUCUCAUUCACAGGCCAGUAGAAACAGUGGUGGAAAGUCGCGUUGUUCUUCCAGGCUUUCAGCUCUCUCAUCCCUUGCCCAGCCUGUUGGUUUUUCGGACAUGCCUGGCACCACGACUGUGAUGGGGUGCCUGCAGGGUGGGGUUGAGUUGCAGGAUGGUUUCCUGUUUGCUGAACCCUAAAGGGAUUUGGGGUGAGGGUGGGUGGGUGCUGCGAUGUGCUGGUGGCAGGAGGGAAGGGGCCAUGGGGCCGUGCAGGGCUGUCUCCAUCUCCACCCUCAGUCUUCUGUUGCUAGGAAGAUUGUCCCACUCUGCCCCAACAGACACCAGAACCCUUCCAGAGCACGGAUCUGUGAUUCAUGCCCAACUUUCUGCUCCGGUGGCAUCCUGCAGGCUUCCCUCAUUGUCAGGGAGAGAGGCAUCCCUGAGAACAGCCCUUGCCACUGUCCCCAUCAUCCUGGUGACCAGCAUCUCUGCCGUGGGUUUUGUGAUGGUCCCAGGGCAAUGCUGAAGCUCAGGUCAGGUUGUGGGGUUCAUCCCGGUGAGGGUCCCUUUCCCAAAGGAAGGCCUUUUCCCUUUUUGGAUGUUUCUGCUGCUUCAUCCCAGGACUGGGGCUGCAGCUGGGUGUGGAGUGAGGUUCUCUCCUGUUCACUGUAAAUAGCAUCGCCAGUGGUGCCGCCCUGCCCUGUGCCAACUGCCCCGGGGGCACCGGGUUCAAAGAAAAAUGGAGGCAAAAAGGAACACUCCUUCAACACGAGCACAAUAUUCAUAUGUUGAUUUUUUUUGUAAAAGGAUCCAAUAAAUGGAGAGUUUAACUUGA
Lagopus leucura (white-tailed ptarmigan) is the source of this 6007-nucleotide messenger RNA. It is a transcript of the gene EXTL3, whose product is annotated as exostosin like glycosyltransferase 3. The record is from RefSeq and is a predicted model, not a curated record. NCBI's taxonomy places the organism in Eukaryota, Metazoa, Chordata, Aves, Galliformes, Phasianidae. Gene Ontology annotation, molecular function: glycosyltransferase activity. The coding region runs from base 847 to 3606 and encodes 919 amino acids. The transcript is spliced from 9 exons. Gene Ontology annotation, cellular component: membrane.